GCGGUUCACUUGGCAAAGGCGCAGCAGUGCGCCGCGAUCUCCCUCUCUCAUGGAGCGCUCCGACCUUUGAUUAACGCGUUUAAGUGGAAGACAUACCUACAGGAAAGGUGAAUAAAUCAAAAAAGAAGUAAAUUGCAGUUUUCAGUUUGUUUUGGAGUUUGUAAAGCGACACUUUGCCUCAGUCUCAAGCGUGAAGGACUAUAGAUGCAGUCUAGUUAGUUGACCACUUGAAAGGCUCACACGAAAAUUUGCAAACGGUCCCAAUCGAACUUUUUGUAACCUUUGAGACACAACUGAGUGAAAACAUGGAUUCUUUUGCGCGAAAUGAGACAUUUACGUCUCCCGAGUGCGUCGGAGCGCAGACUGAUGCGCUGCAGAACGGAGCUGGUGACGGGAGCAUGGGAACAUCAAACAUCACCUGCGGGAACGUUUCCACACUGCUCAUUCCUAAACGUGUGAGGCACAAAGAUGAUGACCACACGCUGCGGAUCCUGCUCUACUCACUCAUCUUCUUUCUGAGUGUGUUCGGCAACCUGCUGAUCAUCGUGGUGCUGACGGUCAAUAAGCGCAUGCGCACCGUGACCAACACUUUCCUGCUGUCGCUCGCCGUCAGUGACCUGAUGAUGGUUGUCUUCUGUAUGCCCUUCAACCUCAUCCCCAGCAUCCUCAAGGACUUCAUCUUUGGAGCCGCCAUGUGCAAGAUAGUGUCCUACCUCAUGGGAAUAUCAGUGAGCAUAUCCACAUUUAGCCUGGUUGCCAUCGCGAUCGAGCGCUACAGCGCCAUCUGCAACCCCCUGAAGUCGCGGGUGUGGCAGACCCGUUCCCACGCCUAUCGGGUGAUCGCUGCUACGUGGGUGCUAGCCCUCGUCGUCAUGAUCCCUUACCCAAUCAUCAGCGACUUGGAGUCUUUUCAUCGUCCUGACAACACCACUGCUCACCAGUGUCGCCACAUGUGGCCCCUCCCAAAAGCAGAGCAGGCCUGGUACAUUUUGCUGCUGCUUGUGCUGUUUGCAAUCCCGGGGUUGGUGAUGAUUGUGGCCUAUGGAUUGAUCUCCAGGGAACUUUACAGAGGCAUCCAGUUUGAGAUGGGCCACAAAAAAGACUCUACCGAUGUGAAGAAUGGACUCACCUCCGCUGUGUCUACUGGCAGUGAUGAUGGAGAUGGUUGCUACGUUAAUGUUGUCCAGCGGCCACACUCGAUGGAGAUGUCCACCAUGGCUGCAUCCAGCAGGGCAAUCAAGGCAGAAAGACCACGCAGCAACACGUCCGAGGCCAAGCUGGAGGCCAAGAAGCGGGUUAUCCGCAUGCUGGUGGUCAUUGUUGUCCUGUUCUUUCUCUGCUGGAUGCCUCUGUACUGUGUCAACACCUGGCGGGCUUUUGAUGACAUCUCCGCCAAAAGUGCCCUCUCAGGGACACCCAUCGCUUUCAUCCAUUUGUUGUGCUACACCUCUGCCUGCGUCAACCCAAUUAUUUACUGCUUCAUGAACACACGUUUCCGCAAAGCUCUGCUGACCACGUUCGCGUGCUGCGCUGCACCGUGCCGCCACCACCGCCGCCGUCGUAGUGGGCUACGGGACAACGAGGAGGAUGCUAUGGCAAUGGGAGCGUCCAUGUCUAAGUUCAGUUACACCACAGUCAGCACCAUGGGAACCUGCUGAGGCAGAUGGAUACAGGCAUAAUCCAGAAGAGACAGUUACUGCGGGAACACAGCACCCCACAUCCUUUGUCUUUAGGCCUAUUCUGUACUCAUAGGGACAGUAAUGUGGACUGGAAAAAACAGGCCAAAUAGUGUCGUAGGAUAGAAGCUUCAACCAUGACUGUGAGUAAAGUUAUGUAGGGAUCAUUUAAUGAAACCCAGUCUUACAGUGUAUAUACCUCCAUAGCUAUAAAUGAAAAAAGCACAGAAAAAACCCAGAUUGUACAUUUAUCUGUUGUCACAGUUGACCGAGACAAAUUGGCUGUUGAGAUGUUUACUCAUAUGUGUGUGUGACUUCAGUGGUGGGCUGUAAGGCAUUUUAAUAACUUUGUAGUCAUUAUGUAGCUUUAAAAAAUAGGAAGACUGUUUGCUAUGUAACUUUAAAAUUGUUUUUUUAUACUGUGCGGUCGGUUGUGUAUCUGUGUUAAUGACAGUAAUGUAAUUGCCUUGUGGACUAAGUGCCUGGUUCUAAAUACUAUGUCAUAUUUGUCUAUUGCUGAUUUGUCACACUCAUCAGGGGCACCAUUAUCACAGGCAAAGUGUAGCCCGAAGGUUCCUGGAAGUGGAGUUUAAAGACUAAAAAGAUCUUCUAAACAAACUGAAACUGAAUUUCGUCCUGAUGGGACCCGACAAAAGAGCAGGUUGUCAGUUCUCCAUGGCUCCGUGGUUUGCAGAAAACACUUCAGUGGUAUAAAAAGCUUAGACGGGCAGUGCUGAUGCCUUGUGUUGUGGUUUGAUACUGUAGUGCUAGCCACCUUCGUGUUUUUGGAGACAGCUUUUUCUGUAUAUGCUGUAAUGUUUGUAUUGUGUCCUUGCAGGUGAACACACUAUAUGAGAAGGAUGACUUGGCACUUGAAUUGUGUUUCUUUCUCAUGGGUAGCGAUGUGACCAUUUAACGGGUCCUAUAUUAUUAUAUUCCUGACCGUAUUAGAAAAACACCACUGAGUACAGCAGAAGGUUCUGUGUUUUGCUAUUGCUUUGAGGACAAAACAUGUAUUAGACGUUGAUGAAGUCACUAGUAGUAAGCUUAUAGCUGACACAAAUAUGUUAUAUACGUACCAUAUGGCAACAUGGAUGGGUGAUUUUUAUGUUAAGUUUACUGCAGCCUUAUGCUUUCAAGGAGACAAGUUCCCUUAGUUCAGUGACUUGCAGUCUCUGUUAAUAAAUUCACUUUCAGGUUUACAAAAAUGACAGCCAGGUUUCAGAGGUCUCUGUUGGUCAGGCCCUGUCUAGCGUGCCUGACUCUGGCUCCCCUGCUCACUUCAUACUAAUUGUGUUACAACCUCAACCCUGCCAGGCUGAACAGAUGAGCAUAUUUCACUGAGUGCACCAAAGCACAAUGCUGUCAGCCUCUCAACUAAUAGAUGGAUGCCCAAACUUUGUAAGCAUUUUUUGGAAGAUUCUAAAUUGGCCUGCAGCUUUUGUGGUUUAUUGUGUGCAUCGUUCCCUUUGUAUUCAAAAUAUGAAUCAUAGUGAAGCAUUACUAUGAGAUUAAACUACAGUAAGACAGAAUUUGAUCAGCCGAAAGCUCAAACUACGUUACGGAAAUAUAAAAGCAAAUUACAAUCUUGUCGACACACCUAAACUAGGUCAACAAAAUUGUACAAUUACAUGCUAAUCAAUUAGUAUCUCCUGCAACCUUAUCUUUGCGUGUCCAGUUCAUGUCUAGUGCAGAGAGCAAGACAACGUGACAGCCAAAACAUCACACUGACCGUCCCCUUGUCUCACUGUACAGACAGGCCCCGUCAUCUUUGAAACACAAGAGGCGCACAUUCAACUAGUUGCUGAGUUUGUCUCUGGCCUUGGUGGCCAUGUGCCACAUCUCUUAAAGUGAAUAAGAUAUUUUGCAUGUAAACAGCAGACAGGAGGUAUUUAUGUCUGUGCUGUUGUUUAUGAGUGACACUUGGAAUGUGUGUUUCUUUUCUCGGUGAGAGGCUGAUUGCCAUUUGACGUUCUGAUUUGAUGCCCAAUCCACACCAGCUCAUCCAGUCGCCACAAACACACAUACACAGAGUUCUCAGCUUCAAAUGGUUACUAUAUAUUUAUUUACACACUUGCGCACAAACAAUUACAGACAGAUGCUAAUGAUUAGUUCCUUUCCUCCUUUACAAAAUUGAAAAUUAAUUCUCAGUAUAAAAAUAUCUGUGAUGACAAGUAUGCAGUGGGUUGGAUCCUUAAUUGACAUCUUCCACUUAUGUAUAAAUACACUUCUUUGUGAACAGAAGUACUAAAGGUUACUGUAAACACCGCCUUCAGUCCUUUGUUUAAAAAUCACGUAGGUUAUCAUAUAUUUAUCAUAUAUGUGUAAUGGCAAAUGGGUCAUCCAUCACUGCAGCUACCCUCAGCUACAGUGUUUUUAUUUAUUUUGGAUCAUAUUUUUGGUUUUCCAGCUCUCAUCCUCCAGCUGCAGCAGGCAAGCUGUUUUCAGCAGAUAAUCCAGCUGUACACUAUACAGUAUGUGCACAGCACCAAACAGCACACGGACUACGUUAUUGACUAUUUGGUGAACAUAGAGGAAUAUCUAGCUGCUUAAGAUCAAGAUAUUUUUCAGGGGUUGGUGGAGGCCAAAUCUCGACUUAAAUUUAUUGGGUGACCACAAAAAUAACUCUGAAUUAAUGUAUUUUCCCGGCUGUAUAAAUAGGCAUCUGUUUGCUAACAUGUUAGCAAUAACAACACAGGAUAAUAUGUCAAGCUUGUUCCACUGAACCCAAGAGGUAUAAACAAAUCAUCUACUGCAGCUUUAGUGUUAGUGUUGAAAUACAGCAUCUGAGCUAUCUCAAACGCUGGACAAAUGAAUCUAUCUGCAGAAAGAAAGAGGUGUUAUUAAGAAAAUGGGUGUUUUUUUCAUAGUCAAAUAAGACCUUUUAAGUUCAAGUAAGAGAACACGAUAUUAUAAAUGUCUGCUAUUAUAAUUCCUACUUUGGUGUGUAAAUAUAAAACACAUUGUUAGAGGGAUGAAAGUGUUCACUGAUUACUAUCCUUAAUCAAUCAUGUUCAGUCAAGACAACGAAGUGGCCUUUACAGACUGACAAGUCCUCACUCAUUCUUGUGAUUAUUAUGCCUCUGCUGCUCUCUCCUCUCCACCUAGACUACACAAAACUGUUACCGGCAGCGUUGAUUGAUUUUUCCAUUCCACCGCCAUUGGUCUCCACCAUGUUUAGCUUCCUAUUACCAUUUUUUGAUGAUGGCAUCUCGCACCUUUAGCAUUUUGUGUGCCCAUAUCUCAGUGAUGUGUCUGUUGGGCUCUUGGGGGCUUUAUUGUAUUCUCAGCUAAAUCUCUCACCGCUGCUGAGAUUGCAAAGCAAAGACCAGAGCAUGUUCCUCCAAAUAAAAGUGUAACCAUUUGUUACAGUAAAAUGUUCUUCGAUUCUUUGACACAAGUGUCCCUGAUAAAUGGUGCGUCUGUGCUCAGAGUGAGUGCUGCUAGUGAAUGAUAAGGACACUGUCCACAUGUGCAGCAGGGGGAGUCUCUGGGGCUCAGGUGUUGGCAGGGUCGUAAUUGUUUGAGGAGCAAAAUUGCCUGACUGGGCUACAAAGCCAGUUGGAUUCAUGACAAAUCCGAUAUAAAAAGAGUCUUGGUUAUCUGAUUUGCAAACACAACUCCUUUCCACAAUGCCCUAGCAAUGUAAUUGAACUGUAGCGGUUGGUUUUGCGGUUCGUAUGAAUUUCAGCUUGCCAUUUCGGAGAAGGUAGUUGAUAAUUAAUUACUUUUAAAGUAAGAGAUGUAUUAUUAUCUUGAGGUAUUAAUUAUAGUCCUAUGUUUGAUUUCAUACAAUUUAAUGAGAUGGAUCAUGUCAGCACAUUUUAAACUAAAAUAAAACAGCACUUAAGUUAGAUUUUGACACAGGGCCUUUCUACAAGAUGGCCACAAUAUUAGCUAAUAAUGAAAGUCCUACCUUCAUUGAUAUUGUAUUUUUGUGGUGCAAAUUCACUCACACAUUUGCAAUGAAUCAAGCUACACGGUGUAUUUAGGGCUUUUGGGGGCCCCUAGAUUUCUGGAGUCCCAGGAUAGUUUACAGUUUUGUCUGACUGGUAAUCCAGCCUGUACACAUUUGCUUAUAAAAUGAGAAGCUCAUUUCUGACACAACAAAGGUGUAAUUGUCCCUUGGGAGCACCAGAAAAAAAACUCCACAAUGCAGCCUUUUUUUGACAACAAAAAUCUUUGUUGUCGAGUUUAUGUGAUGACCGAUCUCCUGCACGCGGUAACUUGCUAUGUUAUGUUUUAAUAUAUUCUUCAGUGUUGUAUUAUAAUGAAGAUGUAGUAGUUAUUUCAGCCAUCAUGUCAAUAUGAUCCAUGCAGAGUGAGUGUAGAAAUAAUAAUGUGGAACGUGAUGACGAGGGUUAAAGACCGCGUCGUCUGGGUAUUGUUUCAUUAUUGUUAAUGUUUACUGUCUCUGAGGCAGAUUUUGGAUUAGUGCAGCCAUCUUCCUGUGAACGUCAGCGACGAUACAGUAUGUGGACACACAAGCCUUCUUUAACAACAUCCAAAUAUAAAUUGUAUCCGCUCCAUAUCUGCGCUCAUACCUGCUCAUCUGUAUCAUUAUUAAUAUACACAUUGUAUUCUGAAUUGUACUGAAAUCAGGUGUUAACAACAUGAAAUAUUAAUGUGAAGUAUUCUCUUGUAUAUCGUGAUGUUCCGUGAAGGAAAGAGCUGAUCUUGUGUUUCAGUGAUCUGUAGUAGUACUCCAUGUUUCCAAGCAGCUUGUACAGGCCGCAGGCUCAUAUAUGGGAUGAACAGGGUUGAAGGGUUAGGGAAGAAUACAGGGGCACAUUUAGAUCUACUCGAACGGUCACAGUUGCCAGGCCACCAUUGCCUUAAGUGUGUUUUGAGUGUACAGUUGCUGUAUGUAGGUGUGUGUGUGUGUUUGUAUGUGUGUGUCCCUCAUGCAUUUACUACAUGAUCCACUUUUGUUUGAGGCAAAACAAGAGCUGGAGAUGAAAGCAUUUGGCAGCCUUGUUUCCCCAUCCAUGGUGAAGACAUGGACAGAGCUUUCUGUGACUAUAUUGUUCUUUCUGUGACAACAGUGACAACUUUGAGAAAACAAUGUGAAAAAUAGUUGAUGUGGUUUUCUUGGCUGCUGUCCACACUGUUAUCUUAACAAGUAUGUUUGUGCUGCUAUGACGCUGUAAGGCCUUAGGUGUUGACUUGCGGUUUGGAAUGUGUAGUUUUCCGUUCUGUUUUAUGCUCACGGAGGAGCUUCAACAGGUCUACCUCCCUUAUGACAGGGCAGAUUCAUUGCUAUUAUGAUUGUCAUUACAGCCACUAUUCGUUGUUCCUGACUUAGCAGACCGGAGGGAUGUGCUAUCUGUCAGCAUGAGGAUCAUCUGGAUAACAUUUGUGUAUUUUAAGUAUGGAAAGUGUGUGUGUGUGUGUGUGUGUGUGUGUGUGUGUGUGUGUGUGUGUCAGAGAAGAAGCCAUAUUUAUAAAGUGGAGGCAGAUCGUGCACCAUUUGUCUGGUGUGAUCUUUAAGAUUUAAGGCUUACUAAGUUGGUUUUCCUCAUGUCUAACAUAUACACAUUUUGUGUGUUUUGCUUUCUUUCUCUGUCUCUCUCUCACACACACGGUUAUAAAUGUGUAUGUUGGGUGACAAAAGAGCUGGCUGUACUUUGCUUUUGUGUGUAAUGUUACGUAAUUCUAAUAAAGUCAAAUUAUACCUCUCCUUGUGUAUUCGUUGACACUCUACUGCAAAUAUAAGUCAAUUUUCUUC
Molecule: messenger RNA, 7404 nt
Organism: Anarrhichthys ocellatus (wolf-eel)
Lineage: Eukaryota; Metazoa; Chordata; Actinopteri; Perciformes; Anarhichadidae
Gene: cckbrb
Product: cholecystokinin B receptor b
Exons: 5
Coding region: 306-1658 (450 amino acids)
Biological process (GO): neuropeptide signaling pathway
Cellular component (GO): plasma membrane
Molecular function (GO): gastrin receptor activity; neuropeptide receptor activity
Source: RefSeq, a predicted model, not a curated record